Symbiodinium sp. CCMP2592 is the source of this 759-nucleotide messenger RNA. Lineage: Eukaryota; Dinophyceae; Suessiales; Symbiodiniaceae. The record is from the annotation of a GenBank genome assembly.
AUGCUGCAGUUUAAUCCGCACUGGGAGUGCUUCAUUCCGGCCAACAUGGAGACGUGCGGGCGGAAUGUGUUCGGAUUGAUCGACAGGCUUCUUCAGAACCACAGCACGGAUUUUGCUAACAUUAUCGAAUUGCCGAGUUCCUACAGGCCGCCAAAAGGUUGGGAAAUGGCCUGCCGCAAGGGCGGCGGUGGUGACACGGCCUGCAUUCUUUGGCGAAGUCUGGUUUGGGAGGUGGUCCAGCCGCACACGGAGUGCUGGUGGGGAAAUGGCCGGGCAUGCAACAUCAUGACCUUUCAGAACGUCCGCGUCAGUGACUUGAAGGUUACCGUGCUCGGUGCCCACUUUCCUCACGGAGCCGGCUCAGGCUUUUACCAGGACUUCGUUGGAACCCUGCGGUGGAAUCUGAAGAAGUCCAAAAACACCACAGACAAGGUCAUUCUGCUUGCGGACAGCAACGCCGGUCUGCAUGAAAAAUCCGAUGUGGGCAUCCUAGAGGAUCUGGCGCUGCUGCCUCCGCACACACGCGUGCCGACCCUUUGGUACGACUACAGGACAUGCUGCUACAACAUAGGCUUCCGGGCCUUUUUCGACCGAGUGGCGGCAAACUUUGGCAAGAAGUUGGAUCUGAUCCGCGAUGACGAAUACCGCUCCCUAUCUGGAGAUUUUCGCCAUGCGCCGCCCUUCGCUCAGGUCAACUUUCCCAACAGCAACGCCUUGGGAGCUUUUCACCAUCCGAUCUUGGCCCACCUUGUGCUGUGA